Molecule: messenger RNA, 462 nt
Organism: Paramecium tetraurelia
Lineage: Eukaryota; Ciliophora; Oligohymenophorea; Peniculida; Parameciidae
Exons: 1
Molecular function (GO): protein binding
Source: RefSeq, a predicted model, not a curated record
AUGUAGAAGCGUAUAUUUAGUAAAAAAGCCUUUUCAUGUCAAUUUUCAAAGGAAUUUAUAUUUGCAUCUAAAUAAAAUAGAGUUGAACAGAUGUAGAGUUUUCUAAUAACACAUCCUUACUUGGUGUUUUAAUAUGAUUAUUAUAAUAUGACUGCCCUUCAUUGGGCAUGCAAACUAGGAUAUUUAGAUAUGGUAAGGAUGUUAUUACAUUACCAUGCAGAUUUUGAUGCAAUAGAUUUGAUGAACAGAACUCCUUUGAGUAUAGCAAUAGCAGAAAAUCAUUAAGAGAUGGUUAAAUUGUUGCUAACUCAUGGUGCCUAUCCUUGGAGUACCAAUUUAACAGAUUUGAAUGGACCUUUGCAACUCAAUGCAGAGAUGAAGAAAAUAGUUGGAUAAGCAAGAAAAAUAUAACUCUUUACUAAAUGGAGCAGACUUAAAUAGCCUACUUUGUGUAUUUAUUGA